Molecule: messenger RNA, 2625 nt
Organism: Rasamsonia emersonii CBS 393.64
Lineage: Eukaryota; Fungi; Ascomycota; Eurotiomycetes; Eurotiales; Trichocomaceae
Product: Integral membrane protein
Exons: 3
Coding region: 1-2625 (874 amino acids)
Source: RefSeq, a predicted model, not a curated record
AUGUCUUUGUUUUCUCUUUUCGGAAUCUUCGGAUUCCUUGACAAACUCGUCGAAUUGCCAAUGGACAAGCCACGCGAGCGCCAAUUCGCUGCGUUAUUCGGCGACGCCGUCUGUACUUACGACGACAUGGACGGAGAAACCGGGUCGCUUUGGGAUAAUCCCAUUGCUUCCCAGGCAAUCCAGCACGCCACCGUGAAGGCGACCGUGCUCUUUGUCCUGCUCUGUCUCCUGAGCAUGGUCAUUCAGCACGCGCGUCCCUUCUGUCAAACCGUGUGGUCGUGGCUGCGUUUCGUCCUCGCUGCUCGCGUUUGGGCCGUACUUAGCCCAACUGCUCUCCACGGCGCCUACGACGCUGUCGUCGGAUGGUACUUCCCGUUCAAUCGUCCGUUCGACUCAAUCAUUCGGAUCUUCCUGUCCUUCGUCGCCUUUGUGACCGCGUACAGCCACUUCCUCCUCCCCGUCGUUUGGUACCUGUCCGGUUUUUCCGAGGGUCUAAACGCGUCGAGUUGGGAGCUGUCGCCGUACUGCUGGGAUGCGAGAGAACGUCGGCACAGGGGAUUAACGGCCAAGUCCAUCCCCGUGGAGCAUUGGUUCUGUUUGGGUGAAGAAGCCAGUCUAGAAUUGCAAGCCAGGUUCGUCGACCUGCUAGACGCGCGGAAUCAUCCAAACUUCGACGACGACAAUAUGCACCACCUCACGUGCCUUGCUGUGUUUCUUUCUCUCCUCGGUGUCUUGUCAAUUUUCCGCUGGUUUUUUCGCCAGCCCACCGUGGAGGAACAUCUAUUCUCGCAGGCGGAGCUCACCGAACGGGUGUUUUCCUACUAUGGCGUCGUUCGUAAACUUGAGGCCCGCCUGGAUAGUCGUUUAAAGGAACUGGCCCGGUACCGUGAGGCCUUGAGUGCCUCGGAGAGGCGUCUCGUAGGAGCCCUCACCGAGAAUGAGCGGUUAAAGAACGAGUUGCGAUCGGCAGAGGUCCACGAGUCAACAAUUGCGCAGCUGCACCAGAAAAUUUCUCAGCUGCGGUGUGACCGCCGAAACGCCUUGUUCGAGGUGAUGGAACUGAGGGACGAGCUGGAAAUGGGCCCACGCUACCGGAGCGAUGUGACCAAGCUGACGAAACAGCUGGCAGACACAGAGGAAAUGGCUGCCGACGCUCAGAAGAAGAGCGAGUCGCUCCGGGGUCAGCGUGAGGACGCCAACCGACAACUUGCGGCCGUCCGAUGGGAACUCACCGCCGCGAACAACGAACUUGCCGCCGCUCGGAAACUGAACGAGGACUUGCGACGAGAGGGACAAGCGCUUCUCGGUAGAUACGAGGGACUUCAGAACUCGUACAACCGCCUAUCGGAAGCCCAACGCGUUCUCGGAACGUCCGACCAGCAUCGUCUCGUGGUUACUGAACGAGACGAGGCUGUCUCACGCGCGACAACUGCCCAGGCAGAGCGUGACCAAGCCGUUUCACGCGUCAACACUCUCGAGGCUGAGCUCGCCAGUAUGAAAGCUCAGGCCCAACAGCAGCAAGUCCGACUUCAGCAAGCGUCCAACGAAUUGAGCUCCAGCGUCCAGGCUCAGCGACGACAAGCAGCCGAAGUCAACACCUUGAACGGGAGAUGCCAACAGCUGGAGCGUACCAACGGGGACCUCCAGACCGCACUGACCUUCGCCCAGAACAAGGCGAAGAACCUCGAAGUCCAGUGCGAGGAUCUCCGCGAAAAACUCGACAAGGUGUCCACCGACUUCGAGAUGAGCCAGGACACGGCCCGGCAAUUGCAAAAGGAAAACCGGGCGCUGGAGCAUCGGUUGGCCAAUAUGGAUCCGAGCGGCGGCACGCAGGCAAUCCCCAAGCGCAGGACGGGGGAGACCAACCGGAGCGAACAAGAGCGCAGUAGGGUCCAGAUCGUUUGUCAAGCUAACGAGAUCAACGACCUGAAGCGGCAGAUCGAGGCGCUCAAGGCAUCGAGGGUCGCGGAGCCGACGGACGCGGCCCUCCGGGGACAGGUAGACCAACUUCGGGAAGAGCUGGCAGCCGUGAACCGGGCGCGCUCCGACGAAGAAAUCGCCUCGCGGCGACAGGUCACCCAACUCGAGCAGGAGGUCCAACGCCUGCGGAUAGCCUUGUCAAAUGCCCGGAUGUUUGGUCAAGGACGCGGGACCGGAUCCCCGCUGCGUGGCUCGUCAUCCCCGCUUCGUGCGCCGGGAUCGCGAGGACGAGCGCGACGGGACCUGGUGCGCGGAUUCGAGGACGCUGGGGCUACAGAAGCCGCUGAGGCUGUAGCCGCGCCCGACGUCAGUAACAACUGCAGAAGCCACGAGGCUGCAGUUUAUCCCGUCGCCAACAAUACUGCGGAAGCCGCUGAGGCCGCAGUUGAUCCCGUCACCAGUAAUACUGCAGAGACCGCGGUGUUACAGUUUUUCCCGUCAUCAGAAAUCCUGCGGAAGCCGCUGAGGCCGCAGUCGAUUCCAUCGCCAGCAAUCCUGCAGAUAUGCGAGACUACAGUUUUUCCCGUUGCUAGCAAUACUGCAGAAGCCGUAAGGCUGCAGUUGAUCCCGUUGUCAGCAACAUUGCAGAAGUCGUUGAGUACUCCGACGCCAGCAACGCUGCAGAAGCCGCGAGGCUGCAGCUGA